Jatropha curcas is the source of this 2049-nucleotide messenger RNA. Its product is annotated as S-adenosyl-L-methionine-dependent methyltransferases superfamily protein. Lineage: Eukaryota; Viridiplantae; Streptophyta; Magnoliopsida; Malpighiales; Euphorbiaceae. The record is from RefSeq and is a predicted model, not a curated record.
CCAUCAAAAAAGAAAAACACUGGCGUAAUACGGUGCGUUUCAUGUGCAAGUAAACCCGCUAUUGAAGCAUAAACCCUAAUCCGUCAGCACCUCUCUCUCUUUUCCUCUCUCUCGGUUUUGCUCAUCACUAAGUAGGAAAGCUUCAGCAAUGACUUCUGAUGCGGGUAACUUUUUCGAGCAGCAACAACCAUCUCAGAAGUUGCAAAUUUACUCUACCUCUAACACUGGAGUCACGCCUUACUGGAGAGAGAAGUAUGAAAGGGAUGCUAAAAAGUAUUGGGAUAUCUUCUACAAGCGACAUGAAGACAGAUUUUUCAAGGAUCGGCAUUACUUGGACAAAGAAUGGGGCCAAUAUUUCACUGGAGCCGGGAGAAAAGUCAUUCUUGAGGUUGGCUGUGGAGCUGGGAACACCAUCUUUCCUCUGGUUGCGACCUAUCCUGAUAUUUUUGUUCAUGCGUGUGAUUUCUCACCACGUGCUGUUAACUUGGUUAAGACACAUAAAGACUACAGGGACACCCAUUUCAGUGCAUUUGCAUGUGAUCUGACCAUUGAUGACUUGGACAAGGAGAUUUCUCCAUCUUCAGUUGAUAUUGUGACAAUGAUAUUUGUCUUAUCUGCAGUUUCCCCUGAGAGGAUGCCUCUGGUCUUGCAGAAUAUUAAGAAAGUUCUCAAGCCAAAUGGCUGUGUGCUAUUUCGUGACUAUGCUUUAGGCGACCUUGCUCAGGAAAGAUUUACUUGCAAGGAUCAAAAGAUUAGUGAAAACUUUUAUGUCAGGGGUGAUGGCACUCGUGCUUUUUACUUCUCAAACGACUUCUUGACAAACUUGUUCAGAGACAAUGGAUUUGAUGUUGAAGAACUUGGUUUGUGUUGCAAGCAAGUGGAGAACCGGUCACGUGAAUUAAUAAUGAAUAGGCGUUGGGUUCAAGCGGUAUUCCGAUAUUCAGACAUUUCAAAGUCUUCUUUUUGUGAAAAAUCUCCAGUCAAGGAGAACACCCUUGAUCAAGGAAAUACCGAGCCAAAGGUCAAGGAAACUACUUCUAAAGAAACUAUGGACAAUGUUGAGGUUGACAUGUCUGAGGGUUUAGCAGCUGAAAUGUUUGGAGUUUUGCCUUCCCAUGGGAAUGAGGCCAUCGACGUUAAAGUUAGAGACCAGAAUUUCAAGAUUAAUGUACUCUCCAAAGAAUAUCAGCACACAUGUAAAUCAACUGGGUUGAUGCUCUGGGAAUCAGCUCGCAUGAUGGCUUCUUUGCUAGCAGGAAAUCCAACUAUUCUUGAAGGGAAAAGGGUGUUAGAGUUGGGAUCUGGUUGUGGAGGCAUUUGCUCUAUGGUUGCUGUUACAUCAGCUGACGUUGUAGUCGCCACUGAUGGAGAUACCAAAGCACUUGAGCUAUUGACCCAGAACGUGUCUUCUAACCUUAGACUGCCAUCUCUUGCAAAACUAUUUGUGAAGAGACUAGAGUGGGGAAAUAGAGAACACAUACAAGCCAUCAAAGAACUCAUUUCCGGAGGUUUUGAAGUCAUAAUCGGCACGGACGUGACUUACAUUCCUGAAGCUAUUUUGCCCUUGUUUGCAACUGCAAAGGAACUAAUGUCAGCUAACUGCAAUGGAGAAGAUCAGGAACUUGCACUGAUUCUCUGUCACGUCGUGCGUCGGGUUGAUGAACCAACUAUUAUUUCAACUGCAUCUGAGUUUGGUUUUAGGCUGAUUGAUAAGUGGCCGACAGGAAUUUCAUCGGAUUCAUCUCAAAGCAUCAUCGGCUCUUGGUUCACAGGGAACGACAGUGAGGAUUACAUCCCAAAUACAGCAUUAAAUGUCAUGUAUUUUCAGAUGCAGUGAAAGUGUAUCGUGUUCCCAUUUUGCCAUUGCUUUUUUCUUUCCUUGACGAGUUAUAAAAUAUAAUGACUCAAUGAGUAGAAAAGUCGAUCCGUUAUAGCACAAAUUGCAUACUCCUUCUGCCCAUUUUAUUUGUUUUAAAGUGUAAGGUUUUUAUACAGUAAAAAGUACAAAGUACAAACAUUUUCUACCGUUGAAUUCAUGCUGGUUUUUCA